CCCCUGGCCCAGCGGAACCUGAAGAAGGGGCGGGAGAGUGGGGCACAGCUCGGUCAGCUGAGUGACAGUCACGGGACCGCUACCAGCUCCGUCUGGCUUCCUGGAGGAGAGGGUGAUGAGCGGGGGUCUCCGAGUGCAACAGGACAUGGAAAAGGAGUGGGAGACUCUGCGAGCCUGGAAGGAGCGUAUGGAGCAGGAGCUGGACCGAGUAGUGGCUUUCUGGAUGGAGCAUUCCCACGACCAGGAGCAUGGGGGCUUUUUCACAUGCCUGGGCCGAGAUGGGCAGGUGUAUGACAACCUCAAAUAUGUCUGGCUGCAGGGGAGACAGGUAUGGAUGUAUUGUCGUUUGUACCGCAAGUUCCAGCGCUUCCGCCGUUCUGAACUUCUGGACUCAGCCAAAGCAGGUGGCGAGUUUUUGCUGCGUUAUGCCCGGGUGGCACCUCCUGACAAGAAGUGUGCCUUUGUGCUGACUCAGAGUGGCCUCCCUGUCAAGGUGCAGAGGACCAUCUUCAGCGAGUGUUUCUACACCAUGGCCAUGAAUGAGCUGUGGAGGGUGACAGGGGAAGAGCGUUACCAGAAUGAAGCAGUGGAAAUGAUGGAUCAGAUCAUCCACUGGGUACGAGAGGACUCAUCAGGGCUUGGUCGGCCCCAGUUGCCAGGGACUCCGGCUGCAGAGUCCAUGGCAGUGCCCAUGAUGCUACUCAACCUGGUAGAGCAGCUUGGGGAGGCAGAUGAGGAGCUGGCAGGCAAAUAUGCAGAGCUGGGAGACUGGUGUGCCCAGAGGAUUCUGCAGCAUGUCCAGAGGGAUGGACAAGCUGUGCUGGAGAACGUGUCAGAGGAUGGCAAAGAACUCUCUGGUUGUUUGGGGAGACACCAGAACCCAGGCCACGCAUUGGAAGCUGGCUGGUUCCUGCUUCGUCAUGCCCUCAGGAAAGGCAAUCCUGAACUUCGUGCUCAUGUCAUAGAGAAGUUCCUGUUGUUGUCUUUCCACUCUGGGUGGGACCCUGAGCAUGGAGGCCUCUUCUACUUCCAGGAUGCUGACAACCUCUGCCCUACCCAGCUGGAGUGGGAUAUGAAGCUCUGGUGGCCACACAGUGAGGCCAUGAUUGCCUUCCUCAUGGGUUAUAGUGACAGUGGGGACCCUGCCUUGCUACACCUCUUCUAUCAGGUGGCUGAGUACACCUUCCGCCAGUUUCGAGAUCCCGAGUAUGGGGAGUGGUUUGGCUAUCUAAAUCGAGAGGGAAAGGUCGCCCUCACCAUUAAGGGGGGUCCUUUCAAAGGCUGCUUCCACGUGCCGCGGUGCCUAGCCAUGUGCGAGGAGAUGCUGGGCGCUCUGCUGAGCCGCCUUGCCUCGGUCCCCGCCCCCACCUGCUCCCCGCCCGCUGUCCCCGCCCCCUGAGGCGCGGAAUAAAGCUGAGCCUGUUCUA
Messenger RNA from Marmota monax (woodchuck), 1427 nucleotides. It is a transcript of the gene Renbp, whose product is annotated as renin binding protein. Bases 116 to 1399 code for a protein of 427 amino acids. Gene Ontology annotation, molecular function: N-acylglucosamine 2-epimerase activity; peptidase inhibitor activity. Gene Ontology annotation, biological process: carbohydrate metabolic process; N-acetylglucosamine metabolic process; N-acetylmannosamine metabolic process. The transcript has 11 exons. The record is from RefSeq and is a predicted model, not a curated record. NCBI's taxonomy places the organism in Eukaryota, Metazoa, Chordata, Mammalia, Rodentia, Sciuridae.